This is a messenger RNA of Hordeum vulgare subsp. vulgare (domesticated barley), 450 nucleotides long. RefSeq names its product vacuolar protein sorting-associated protein 36-like. Gene Ontology annotation, molecular function: ubiquitin binding. Gene Ontology annotation, cellular component: ESCRT II complex; late endosome membrane. The record is from RefSeq and is a predicted model, not a curated record. Lineage: Eukaryota; Viridiplantae; Streptophyta; Magnoliopsida; Poales; Poaceae. The transcript is spliced from 3 exons. The coding region runs from base 136 to 450 and encodes 104 amino acids. Gene Ontology annotation, biological process: protein transport to vacuole involved in ubiquitin-dependent protein catabolic process via the multivesicular body sorting pathway.
GAAUAUACAAAUGCAACAUGAUAUAAAAACAAGAGUAAUCUGAUCCCUAGAUAUGGUUCUGUAAAAAGAAAGAAUAUGUCUUUUCAGCUGGUUUGUCGCCAGCCAUUAAUUAUGUUUUUGAUGUUUUGCUUAUAGAUGUUGAUUUGUAAUAAGCAGCCAGUAAUGCUCCGGAAAUUUGAUAGUGGAGUGAAGGCGAUCCAGACCAAGACGCAUAGUGAUGAUGAGGUAUUUGCAAGAAUCUCAUCACUCGCGCAAAAGCCGGAUGCUCUUCUGAAAGGAAUAAGCCCGAGCGACGCUGCAUUUACACUGGGGAUUGCACCAGCUUUAGCGAAGGAGCAUCUUCUAAAUGCAGAAAACAAAGGUCUCCUCUGCAGGGAUGUCAGCCCAGAUGGAUUCCGCUUCUACAUCAAUUUGUUUAACGAGAUUAAUCCCCAGAAUAUUUAUUCAUGA